This is a messenger RNA of Huiozyma naganishii CBS 8797, 1983 nucleotides long. RefSeq names its product ATP-binding cassette family ATPase ARB1 (gene ARB1). The transcript has a single exon. Gene Ontology annotation, molecular function: ATP hydrolysis activity; ATP binding. Bases 1 to 1983 code for a protein of 660 amino acids. Lineage: Eukaryota; Fungi; Ascomycota; Saccharomycetes; Saccharomycetales; Saccharomycetaceae. The record is from RefSeq and is a predicted model, not a curated record.
AUGACCUCCCAAAAAUUUGAUAUAAAGCGACUGCUGCCGUUGACGGAGGGAUUGCCGGGGAUAGUGGGUAUUGGGGGGGUUGUUGGGCCAGUGGGAUACAGUACGGACACACCAAGCACCGAUAUGCCACCAGUUUCUGCAUCGAAAGCGAAGAGAGAAGCGAAGAAGGCCGAGAAGGAGGCCGCUAAGGCCGCGAAGGGCACCGCGGAUGCCGAUGGGAAAAAGACUUCGCGGUUUGCGUCGAAGAAAAACGGCCCCAAGGCUGUUGAGCAGCUGACUGAUGAGGAGAUUGCCGCGAGGGAGAUUGCCAAUUUGAAGUUGCAGCAGGAUAAGGAGGGGCUUUCCGACAGAGUGACCACUGGUGUGCUUGCGUCGUUAGAGACUUCGCGGGACGUUAAGUUGACCUCUGUGUCGCUGCUGUUCCAUGGUAAAGUGCUUAUCCAGGACUCGACGCUCGAGCUGAACUACGGGAGACGUUACGGUUUACUCGGGGAGAACGGGUGUGGGAAGUCCACUUUCUUGAAGGCGCUUGCCACGAGGGAGUACCCGAUUCCAGAGCACAUCGAUAUUUACCUGUUGGAUGAGCCAGCUGAGCCAUCAGAGUGGUCCGCGUUGGAGUACGUUGUGCGUGAGGCGCAGGCAGAAUUGAAGAGGCUAGAGGACCUUGUUGAAAAGUACAUCAUUGAGGAGGGACCCGAAUGCCCACUUCUAGAUCCAAUCUAUGAGCGGAUGGACUCGCUGGACCCGGACACGUUCGAGUCCCGUGCAGCGGUCAUCUUGAUCGGUCUUGGGUUCAACAGUAAAACCAUUUUGAAGAAGACUAAGGACAUGUCCGGUGGGUGGAAGAUGCGUGUCGCUUUGGCAAAGGCUCUUUUCGUCAAGCCAACUCUGCUGUUGUUGGAUGACCCAACUGCACAUUUGGAUUUGGAGGCCUGUGUCUGGCUGGAGGAGUACUUGAAGCGGUUCGACAGGACGCUGGUCCUCGUGUCGCACUCGCAGGAUUUCUUGAACGGGGUCUGUUCCAACAUGAUCGACAUGCGUGAGCAGAGACUCUUGGCCUACGGUGGUAACUACGAUUCGUACGUCAAGACGAGAUCGGAACAGGAAACCAACCAGAUGAAGCAGUACGCUAAGCAACAGGAGGAAAUCGCACAUAUCAAGAAGUUCAUCGCCUCUGCAGGUACGUACGCGAACUUGGUCAGACAGGCCAAGUCACGUCAAAAGAUUCUGGAUAAGAUGGAAGCGGAUGGGCUCAUCAAGCCAGUCGCCCACGAACGUGUGUUUACCUUCAGAUUCCCAGAGGUCGAGAGAUUGCCACCUCCAGUGCUUGCCUUCGACAACAUAUCGUUUGCAUACGACGGGAAGAAAGAACACAACCUGUACGAAAAUUUGGACUUCGGUGUUGACAUGGACUCCAGAAUCGCCCUUGUCGGGCCUAACGGUGUUGGGAAAUCCACGCUACUGAAGAUUAUGACCGGGGAAUUGAUGGCACAGACUGGGCGUGUCUCCAGACACACUCACGUCAAGCUUGGUGUCUACUCGCAACAUUCUCAGGAUCAACUGGACUUGACGAAAUCCGCUCUGGAGUUCGUUAGAGACAAGUACUCAAACAUCUCGCAGGACUUCCAGUACUGGAGAGGCCAACUGGGUCGUUUCGGGUUGACCGGUGAGGGUCAGACAGUGCAGAUGGGUACGCUAUCCGAGGGCCAACGGUCGCGUGUUGUGUUUGCCCUGCUGGCACUAGAACAACCAAACGUGCUACUGCUGGAUGAACCUACCAACGGUCUAGAUAUCCCCACGAUCGACUCGCUUGCGGACGCUAUCAACGCGUUCAACGGUGGUGUUGUCGUUGUCUCGCACGAUUUCAGACUACUGGACAAGAUCGCAAAGGAUAUCUACGUCGUCGAGCACAAGACUGCCACGAGAUGGAACGGGUCUAUCCUCGAGUACAAGAACAAACUGGCAAAGAAUGUCGUGUUGUGA